AUGAGCAUUUGGAAUCAUAAGCCAAAAAGUAAAUUUGGAAGAUGACUUGAUAGAAUUUCGAAUCAGGCUAGGGAGGCUAUUGAUAAAGGUAAACAGGAUUUUCAAAAUGCAGUGACUAACUGAAAUGACUCAAUAAAAAACAGACAAGAAAGAUUUCGAGAUUCUUGCUUUGGGGUUAAAGAAGCUUUAAAGUAUAAUAUUCAUUGAAGAAAAAACAAUAAGCGCAAAAAAAAUCAGAAAGAUCUUGAGGAUUUGGCUAAAUUAUUAGUAAAUCCACAAGUCACAGAAGAAAAUAUUGUUUUUUAAGUAGUUUAUGUGGGCAAUUUUUCUUUAUAAAAAGAUGCUAAAUUCAUUGGAAACUAGAAUAAAACUGUUGCUCCAUUAGAUGAGCAUCUAGCUGUAGAGGGUGAAGAUGACAUGGACGCGCUUUUAUGCCCAAUUUCUAAUGAACUGAUGACAGACCCCGUCAUGACUCCUUACGGGCAUUGCUACCAAAAGAAACAUAUAGAAAUGUGGCUUGAAAAACAUGACACUUGCCCAUUAACAGGACAACACCUAGCAAAAGACCAACUAAUCCCUUGUUUUACUGUAAAAUCUGCUGUUGAUCAAUUCUUAAAAAUGCAAGAACGUAAAAAAAAGAUCGAAGAAACAAAGUCAACAGAAAACGAAGAAAGCAAAGACAAUAAUUUUUAA
Molecule: messenger RNA, 693 nt
Organism: Blepharisma stoltei
Lineage: Eukaryota; Ciliophora; Heterotrichea; Heterotrichida; Blepharismidae
Source: the annotation of a GenBank genome assembly